Molecule: messenger RNA, 1674 nt
Organism: Lytechinus pictus (painted urchin)
Lineage: Eukaryota; Metazoa; Echinodermata; Echinoidea; Temnopleuroida; Toxopneustidae
Product: IgGFc-binding protein-like
Exons: 6
Coding region: 238-1674 (478 amino acids)
Source: RefSeq, a predicted model, not a curated record
AUUGGCGCCGUUGGUGAUUGCACUGUUCUGCAUCUUUAAUACAUAUAUAUACUACCUGGGAGUUAGGAUACACAUUUGUAUUGAACCAUCUUGCUACGUACACCAAUGUGCCUCGCUGUUUUGAAUAGUGCCGCAUACAGUUCACUGAUAUCAGCGUUCUUCAAGCUCACUGAAAGGUAUAUCCGGAUUUAAAAUUCUUAAUAGCUGCAUGAUUUCAUCUCAUCGAUCUGUAACAGAAUGGAAUUCAGACGACAAGCUAGCUCUUUCUCCUUCACAUUGGUCACUAUACAUGCUAUAGGGGUUUUUGCAUUCUGCAUUCUUUCCGUAAACUGUGGGAGAGAGUACAUAUUCGCCCCAACGGCGAAUCACCGUGGUUCUACUCAUUUUGUUAUUGGUAUGGUUUUCCAAACGUUGGGACAAGAAGAAACCGACAUUCGAGUGUCGUUCCCAAGAAGAUCUUAUGAAGACCUUAUCAUCCUGCCACCUGGGUCUACUCCAUACAACUAUACCUUGCCGGCGUCUCUGAUAAGUCAGAAGUCAGAAGCGGGAAUUAUCAAUUCAACGGUCUUUGUAACAUCAGAGCAAGACGUAGCAAUUGUUUCAUAUAACCUCGCAUUCAAAUCAUCGGACACAUUUUCCCUGAUACCCGCGGAGUUCCUUGGUAAGGAAUACUUUAUAACCCUGAUAUCUGGUGUGUAUAAUGACACUAUAAUAAUAUCUGCUUUCGAAAAGAUAGUGAUGGUUAAAAUAUUUCUAACUUCGUCCAUUCAGCUCCAAAACGAUACAUAUAACGAUGGUGACACUCUGAGACUCGUUCUUCUACCUUUUGAAUCUUUCCAACUGAUCUCAAAAUAUACAAACAUAACAGGAUCUCGGAUCACCGCAAACUCUUCGAUUGCAGUAACAGUUGGCUCUGAAUGUGCUAAUGUGCCUGAAGGCCUCAAGUAUUGUGACCAUCUCGCAGAACAGUUAGCUCCAGUGAAAGCAUGGGGAAUGCUUCAUGUGUUGGGCCCGUUCCCAAGACGACGUUCCGGCUACGUAUUUCAGAUAGUAGCAAGUCGGAAUGGUACAACGGCGAUAUACAAUGACAAUACUGUGAAAAUGAACAUGGGAGAUUAUAUCACAGUUGAUAACCCCUCUCAAAACAUGACUUUCGUGCAUGCAGACAAACCCAUCUCAGUAAUGCAGUAUAGCAAAGGGAGGAGUUCAGAUAAUAAUUCCUUCAGUGAUCCGUCAAUGAUUCGAGUUAACCCUAUCAAGCAGUAUGUCACAAGAACAACGAUUCCAGUCUUCGAGUUCAACAAGACGUCAUCAAAUGAUACCACGUAUAUUGGAAUAACUGCCGAGUGCAAGCACUUCAGAGGCAUUUCAAUUUACCGAAACAAUCAACUUCUAUCGGUAAUAUGGGAUGAGGAAUAUUCUCUACAAAUACAGGAUGGGAUCGAAAUGUGCUCAAAAUGGAUGGUUGCUACCCACGGAAGAUAUUCAGUCGAGGGCGAUGGCCGUGGAACCUACCCAGGGUUUCAUGCUGUGGUAUAUGGUACGUCCUUAGGCAAAACACACUUGUAUCGGGCUGGCUCGAGUGACAAAGACUUGACUACAUCGGAAGAGGAUCUAAGAAUUGCAUCAUCUGCUAUUAGGCCAAGGGGAUACAAACCCUCUUCACAGAUGUGA